Lentinula edodes (shiitake mushroom) is the source of this 1089-nucleotide messenger RNA. RefSeq lists its product as uncharacterized. The annotation marks the transcript as partial. Lineage: Eukaryota; Fungi; Basidiomycota; Agaricomycetes; Agaricales; Omphalotaceae. The transcript has 3 exons. The record is from RefSeq and is a predicted model, not a curated record.
CUCUUAGGUGAAAUCCACACCCUCUUGGCCGACAAUUCUCUCCACGCCGACAUUAUCAACAAGUUGAAAUCUGACCUCAAUGUAUACCAACGAGCGUUUUCCGAUGUCAAUGCAGAGCUGGAUCGAUACAAAACCCAAAUGUUAGAGACCGAGAAGCAAAAGGAAGAUCUAGAAGCUCGCCUCAAGGUAAUCCUACUCGGUCACCGUGUUGUAACUCUUAUCGACGGAGAUGGUGCUAUCUUCUCCAAGGAAUUGAUCGUUCAGGGUCAGGCCGGUGGUUUGAUCGCUGCUCAGAAGAUUUCCGACUCCCUCAUUCAGCAUCUCUCAGAGAGAUACGGCUCACACCAAUAUCAGCUUUGGGUCUACGUGUUCUUGAAUAAGAAAGGUCUUGCGGAAACCCUGGGAAGAUUGGGCUCACCACAAUUGAAGAAUAACUUCGAGGACUUCGUCACUGGAUUUAAUCAAGCAGCUGAACGGUUCUCGAUGCUUGAUGUAGGCAAUGCAAAGGAAGCGGCUGAUGCCAAAAUUAAAUGCUGCCACGACAAUGGUUAUGUCACCAAUCUCCGCUCCCAGAUUACGGCUGGAUACAAGAACAAGUUAAUACUGUUAAAGAGCUAUGCAGAAAUGGCAUCAGGAAUUGCAGAAAUGGACCUCCCUAUUCUCACUAUACCUGAUCUAUUCGUUGCUCAGAAGUUGUGUGUGACUGAGGUAGCGGCGUCUCGUUUCCCAUCAUAUUCAAGCGCCACCAUAGUCGGAGAAACUAAGGAAACGAACAAGCAGAUCCCGGCAAACCCACAAAUAGUCUUGCCUCCUACCAGCUACUCUUCUGUAACUGCGGUUCCUUACAAGAGGGAUUCAACUCCCGACUUGGACUUUUCGGAGGGCAGUACCUCAGGCGAGUCAGAUUACGACGACGAUCUACCUCAUAAUGCUGUGGUCGCGGCGAUGGCAUCUCCAAACUCAUCUUCACAGUCAUUCUCGAACUCUAGGUAUAUCAAUCCAAACAUAGUUGAGUGCUUCCCCAGAGCAAAAAAUUUUGCACUGAUGAUGUUCCCUUCUUUGUCUAUCAUAGCCACUCUGGAAACGUGA